Trypanosoma brucei brucei TREU927 is the source of this 519-nucleotide messenger RNA. RefSeq lists its product as hypothetical. The transcript has a single exon. NCBI's taxonomy places the organism in Eukaryota, Euglenozoa, Kinetoplastea, Trypanosomatida, Trypanosomatidae. The record is from RefSeq and is a predicted model, not a curated record. Bases 1 to 519 code for a protein of 172 amino acids.
AUGUUACGUCGCUGCCCCUGUGUGUGGCCUGAUGGACCCACGAAGAGUAGUGUGUCCAUUGGAACAGCCUUCACCCUGCAGAAACGUUUUUUGAAAAUAGCAAAAUCUGCGUUCGGGUUCUACCUCGCGCGUCGUGGGCAACGGAAGUAUCCAUUUCUUCGGAGACCUCAUAUUAAAAAUACCCACUCAAUGAAUCCGAGUGCCCCGUACUUUUGGAGCUUUAUGACAGCCAAAAGUCAAAUGGCCUUUCUGCCGGAAGAAAACUACAUCACAGGUGACUGGACAGGGAAGUUCUUUGUGUCGAAGCGUCAGGUGUACACCCUUCAACACGCUACUAGCGGAGCAAAGGUACGGGUAAAGUCGUUUCCUUCAAUUUUUGAAUUUAAUAGUCCAUCCCGUUGGAAUAUUGGCAAAGAGAUGAACACACUUACUAAACCUCGCAUGGAUCUCAUCGAUGAGCAAAUGUUGACGAAGAAGCAAAGACUGGAUUACGUUCGGGCCGGUUUGCUGCCCAAGUAA